This is a messenger RNA of Oncorhynchus keta (chum salmon), 2278 nucleotides long. RefSeq names its product AP-3 complex subunit sigma-2. The record is from RefSeq and is a predicted model, not a curated record. The transcript has 8 exons. Gene Ontology annotation, cellular component: intracellular membrane-bounded organelle; membrane coat; AP-3 adaptor complex. NCBI's taxonomy places the organism in Eukaryota, Metazoa, Chordata, Actinopteri, Salmoniformes, Salmonidae. Bases 90 to 668 code for a protein of 192 amino acids. Gene Ontology annotation, biological process: intracellular protein transport; Golgi to vacuole transport.
CGGUAAACAUCUACGUAGCAACACAUCCGCCAGGUGGACAGCUGACUGCAAGUCUGUCAUUAAGUCAUUUGAGACAUUUACAGCUAAAUAUGAUUAAAGCUAUUUUAAUAUUUAACAACCAUGGGAAACCACGACUCAUCAGAUUUUAUGAAUAUUUUGCUGAAGACGCGCAGCAGCAGAUUAUUCGAGAGACUUUCCAUCUGGUGUCGAAGAGGGACGACAACGUCUGCAACUUCUUGGAGGGGGGAAGUUUGAUCGGUGGCUCGGACUACAAGUUGAUCUACCGGCACUACGCAACACUGUACUUUGUGUUCUGUGUGGACUCCUCUGAGAGUGAGCUCGGUAUUCUGGAUCUAAUACAGGUGUUCGUGGAAACUCUGGACAAAUGCUUUGAGAACGUCUGCGAACUGGACCUCAUUUUCCACAUGGAUAAGGUACACUUCAUCCUUCAGGAGGUGGUGAUGGGGGGGAUGGUGCUGGAGACCAACAUGAAUGAGAUCGUGGGCCAGGUAGAGCUGCAGAACCGCAUGGAGAAAUCAGAGGGGGGCUUCUCUGCAGCGCCGGCGCGGGCCGUCUCCGCCGUCAAGAACAUCAACCUCCCAGAAAUGCCUCGCAACAUCAACAUCGGAGACAUCAAUAUCAAAGUGCCCAGCCUCUCUCCCUUCUGACCCGGGAGCGGAGCAGGGGCUAGGCCCAAACGGCACCCUAUUCCCUAUGUAGUGCACUACUUUAGACCAGAGCCCUAUGGCACCCUAUAUAGUGCACUACUUUAGACCAGAACCCUAUGGCACCCUAUAUAGUACACUACUUUAGACCAGAGCCCUAUGGCACCCUAUAUAGUGCACUACUUUAGACCAGAGCCCUAUGGCACCCUAUAUAGUGCACUACUUUAGACCAGAGCCCUAUGGCACCCUAUAUAGUGCACUACUUUAGACCAGAGCCCUAUGGCACCCUAUAUAGUACACUACUUUAGACCAGAGCCCUAUGGCACCCUAUAUAGUGCACUACUUUAGACCAGAGCCCUAUGGCACCCUAUAUAGUGCACUACUUUAGACCAGAGCCCUAUGGCACCCUAUAUAGUGCACUACUUUAGACCAGAGCCCUAUGGCACCCUAUAUAGUGCACUACUUUAGACCAGAGCCCUAUGGCACCCUAUAUAGAGCACUACUUUAGACCAGAGCCCUAUGGCACCCUAUAUAGUGCACUACUUUAGACCAGAGCCCUAUGGGGGCUUCUGCCCUUCUGGUCUAAAGUAGUGCACUACACUAUAUAUCAGUGCACUAUAAGAUGUGAGACACACUAUAUGACCUAUACAGUAUGUCUUCCUAUGGGCCCUGGUCAAAAAUAGUGCACUAUAUAGGGAAUAGGGUGUAUAGGUAGUGCACUAUAUAUGGAAUAGGGUGUAUAGGUAGUGCACUAUAUAUGGAAUAGGGUGUAUAGGUAGUGCACUAUAUAUGGAAUAGGGUGUAUAGGUAGUGCACUAUAUAUGGAAUAGGGUGUAUAGGUAGUGCACUAUAUAGUGAAUAGGGUGUAUAGGUAGUGCACUAUAUAGGGUGUAUAGGUAGUGUACUCUAUAGGGAAUAGGGUGUAUAGGUAGUGCACUAUAUAGGGAAUAGGGUGUAUAGGUAGUGCACUAUAUAGGGUGUAUAGGUAGUGUACUCUAUAUGGAAUAGGGUGUAUAGGUAGUACACCAUAUAGGGAAUAGGGUGUAUAGGUAGUACACCAUAUAGGGAAUAGGGUGUAUAGGUAGUACACUAUAUAGGGAAUAGGGUGUAUAGGUAGUACACUAUAUAGGGUGUAUAGGUAGUACACUAUAUAGGGUGUAUAGGUAGUGCACUAUAUAGGGUGUAUAGGUAGUACACUAUAUAGGGUGUAUAGGUAGUGCACUAUAUAGGGUGUAUAGGUAGUGCACUAUAUAGGGUGUAUAGGUAGUGCACUAUAUAGGGUGUAUAGGUAGUACACUAUAUAGGGUGUAUAGGUAGUGCACUAUAUAGGGUGUAUAGGUAGUGCACUAUAUAGGGUGUAUAGGUAGUGCACUAUAUAGGGUGUAUAGGUAGUACACUAUAUAGGGUGUAUAGGUAGUACACUAUAUAGGGUGUAUAGGUAGUACACUAUAUAGGGUGUAUAGGUAGUGCAGAGCAGCGAGGGAGGAGGCUGACUGUAUGUUGGACAGGCUCCUUGUUACUGUGCUGUGUUAUUGAUGUGUGAAUCCUGGGGCUCCUCUCAAAAUGAUACAACUAAAUAAUAUACCACUGCUUUUCUAUUUAUGAAAUCACAA